Molecule: messenger RNA, 2337 nt
Organism: Microdochium trichocladiopsis
Lineage: Eukaryota; Fungi; Ascomycota; Sordariomycetes; Xylariales; Microdochiaceae
Product: calcium-activated chloride channel-domain-containing protein
Exons: 4
Coding region: 1-2337 (778 amino acids)
Biological process (GO): chloride transmembrane transport
Cellular component (GO): cortical endoplasmic reticulum
Molecular function (GO): chloride channel activity
Source: RefSeq, a predicted model, not a curated record
AUGGAAGACACUCAGCCUGGGAGCAUCACCCAAGGUCCUCACAACGACACCUACGUGAUCCACUUUGACUUCGCAGACACCGAGCUCGACGAAGCCUGUCACAACUUUGAAGAGCUCUGUGCCGACCUCACAGCCGUUGGUUUGGCCUUUCAAGUUCGUCCUGGGGAAGACCAGUCUCUACUCGUCUUUGUGCGGGUGCCCAAACUCCUCCUACGCAAGACCGUCUUCAAGUCUAGACUCAAAGACUACUUCUACGGCACAACCAACCAGCUUCCUGCUCUUAAUCAGCGACACCAUGGCACUCCAGCCGCCUUCGAGGCCGAAGACCUCCUUUCAGUAUACCACCUCGUCAACUGGCCCCCGUCCAACGGCGGCGCGGGCGUAACACCCCAGCAUGGGAAAUGGCAGGACCGGGGCGUGCAGAGCAUAUUCCCGUUGCAUAACUCUCCAGCCAACAGGCAUCUCCUCGCACAGCUCAGCAAGCGCGUCUUUCUCUCCCCAGCUGACCUCGACCAUAUCCGUGACCUCUUCGGCUCCAAGGUGGCAUUCUAUUUUGCAUUCAUGCAGACCUAUUUCCUCUUUCUGUUCUUUCCUGCCGCAACAGGGCUGUAUACCUGGCUCUUCCUGCCGUCAUACUCGUUCGUCUAUGCGGUCGUCACCUUGCUCGGAUGUACAGUGUUCAUCGAGUACUGGAAGAUCCAGCAAGCCCGGCUCAGCGUGAGGUGGGAUGUCAGCGGGGUCGGCCACGUCAAGAUCAACCGCAGCAAUUUUCGGUAUGACCGAGUGACGGUGGACGAGAAGACGGGGAGGAAGCAGUACCACUAUGCCAAGUGGAAGCUUGUCGCGCGGCAGCUGCUGCAGGUGCCGUUCUUCCUGGCCGCGCUGGUUACGCUGGGCGUCAUCGUCAGUCUGGUCUUUGCGCUAGAGGUGUUGGUUUCCGAGGUAUACGACGGGGCGUACAAGAACUACCUCGAAUACCUCCCUACCGUCGUCCUGGCCAUCGGAAUGCCCUACAUCAACACAUUCCUCGAGGACAUGGCCGUGGCGCUCGCCGAGUUUGAGAACCACCGCACCCAGGACAACUACGAGAUGUCGGCCAGUCAAAAGAUGUUCUUCCUAAGCUUCAUCUCGAAUUAUCUGCCCAUCCUGCUCACCGCGUUUGUGUAUGUGCCCAUGGGCGACGUCAUUGUGCCGCAGCUACAGCUGCUUGUGCGGAGCUGGCUGGCCCGCAUUGGCGGCUCAAGGCAGGCAGGCGAUAGGAUCGUGGGUAUGAGCUCGGACGAGGGCAUGUUCCAGCGCGAUCCAGACCGGCUGCGCAAUGAGGUCGUCGCGCUCACGGUGACGGGCCAGGUGUCAGAUAUGUUUGAGGAAAUGAUUGUGCCAUAUCUGCGGCACCGCCUGCGCGCGUGGUGGAGGGAGUAUAAGCUGCGUCGACUCGAGCGGAAGCAGCAGCAGCAGCAACAACAUUCCCUCAGCAACAAGGACGACUUACCAAACCACGACGACUUCACACCAAAGCCAUUCCAGCGCCAACAAACACUAAUGCUGAGCAUCCACAACCCAUCUCCAGACAAUAAGAACGACACCAACAACGAGGCCCAGUUCCUCGCCAAGGCCCGGCACCAGGCCUCCCUCCCGCCUUACAACGUGCAGGACGACCUCUCCGAGAUGGUCAUCCAGUUUGGCUAUCUCGCGCUCUUCUCGCCCGCCUGGCCCCUCGUGUCGGUCGGGUUCCUUGUCAACAACUGGAUCGAGCUGCGCUCUGACUUUCUCAAGAUCUGCGUCGAGCACCAGCGCCCGCACCCGACGCGCUCCGACGGCAUCGGCUCCGGCUGGGUCGAUUCGCUGGACGCGCUGGCCCUGCUGGGUAGCAUCUCCACGGGGGCAAUCGUGCAUCUGUUCGGCGGCGGCGGCGGCGCAGAUCCCACGCAGCUGCAGACCUCGGCCGCGUGGUUAUCUGGACGGGCGUGGCUGACAAGCAUCCCGUUUAUCGGCAGCCAGUUCGAUGCCAGUGGCGGCGGCGGGAUGCCGUCGUGGUGGUCCCUCCCCGUCACAAUCUUUAUCAGCGAGCACAUCUUCCUCACCCUGCGCGCGAGCGUGCGGUUCUUGCUGAAGCGGUUCGUCGGGUCCGACGUCGUGCGGCACGAACGCGAGGAGCGGUACGAGCGGCGCAGCCGGCAGUGGGAGGAGAUGGUGCGCGAGGCAGAUGCGGCUCGAGGGGAGGGCGGCGGCGGCGAUGAGACGCCAGAGGUGGUGAAAGAGCUUCCCCCUGAUCGACAGAGCAUGGUCUGUGGACGAUACACCGACACAACAAAGCCAUGCGGAGCCCGCUGCUGA